UCAGAUUUUGUAAUUGAUUCAAUUUGUUUUGUUUAGGGAUUGUCAAAGGUCAAAAAUCCUAUCUGAAUUUUAUAGGAUUUUACUCUGUUUUAAAGGUUAGGGUCUAGUUUUUUGAACCCUAAUAAAGUUUUGGGUCUAAACUCAUAUAAAAUUUAAGGAUCUAGGUUUGAGUCUUGAAAAUUUAAAGGACUUAAGGGUCUAGAAUAAGGUCUAAAUUUAGAUACUUAAAUUUGUUUAAAAUAUAUUUUUUUAAGGAUAUGAGUUCGAAUCUGGACCAAACCUAGACCCUAAGGAUUAGGGACUUAAGUGUAGUUCUAUCGUUUAGUGCCUUAAGAUUAAGGGUUCGGGUCCAAACUUGAACUUAAAAUUAAGGUCCGGAUAAGAGUUCGGAUCAUCAAAUUAGAGUUUGGAUCUAGACCCGAACGAACUUAUGAAAUAUUAUAUAGUUUAUAAAGUCUAUUAAUAGCCCUAAAAUUGAAGUUCAAAAAUAUUAUUACAUUUGUUUAUUUUCCUCAUUUCAAAUCAAUAUUUUCAUGUAAAAAAUGUUUACUUUUCAUCUAAGAAGCUCUAGUGUUACACACAAAAGACAAACUUCCUUUGUUCUCUAAUAUUUUUUUCAAUUAGAAUAUUUCAUAUAAAGGAGAAAUUUAACUUGGGUUUUUAAGACAUGUAAAAGAUAUAGUGUAUCUAUGUGAGAUCUCGUUAGAUUAAUUUUAAUGAAUACUUUUUUAUUAUAAUUUAUUAGUGUGUAUUUAGAGAUAUUAAGAUAAAUAAAAUUUUAUUUGAAAAUUCUGCAAAAAGUAGACAGAAAGAAAAAAAAAUAAAACAAAUAUAAGUAAUCCACUUAUUAUACAAUUUCAAAUUUUCAACCAAUAAUAACCAUUACCUAUUUCAAACAAUAACAACUUUAAUGAAAUCUUAUUUCUUAUUAUUACUCUCAUUACCAAUUUAAUGCAGCUAAUUAUUAUACAUUGCCUAAUCAUAUGGAGAAAAUAUAGAGAAUUUGGUGUCUCCCCUAUUUUUGGCAAUAACCAAAAUCUACAUAUAUAUAUCAAUGGUAGGGAUAAUAUUAAGGCUUACGAAUCGAGAUUAUUAGAUUUUUCUCUAACAAAAAAAGAAAAUGCUUAAGAUAUAUUUAGGUUAAUUAUUCUACACCCUUAUAUAUAUAGCCUGUUAAAUCCCAUUAUCCAACAAAAAAUUAAAAUAUAUCUCAAAUAUUAGUAAGAAAAUUUUAGAAAACAAAAUGAAGAUUUUCUCUUUUUCAACUUUGCUUCUCAUUUCCCUCGUCCUAACUUUUGUUGUUCUUGAGAAUGCUGAAGCUGGACCUGCUAUAGAUUGUAAGAGCAAGUGUGACCGGAGAUGCUCUAGGAAUCCAAGGAACUUAUGCAAGAAAUUGUGCAAUAUGUGUUGCUCAAAGUGCAAUUGUGUACCUUCUGGCCCCUUGGCUGACAAAGCUGAGUGCCCUUGUUAUAGGGACUGGAAGAACAAGAAGGGUCAGGAUAAAUGCCCUUAAUUAUUCUACUUGGCUCAACCACCCUUGUAAAUUUGGUCAUUUUAAGUACUUUGUCAAGGUCAUGUCAUUACAUUUUGUUUAAUACUUUUUAUUUGCUUUUUUUUUUUUUUUUGUCAAAAUGUGACAUUUUCCUUUUCAAAAUGUUAAUCAAUACAUGAAAUAGACAAAUAA
Molecule: messenger RNA, 1684 nt
Organism: Amaranthus tricolor (Joseph's coat)
Lineage: Eukaryota; Viridiplantae; Streptophyta; Magnoliopsida; Caryophyllales; Amaranthaceae
Product: peamaclein-like
Exons: 2
Coding region: 1244-1513 (89 amino acids)
Source: RefSeq, a predicted model, not a curated record